Pseudovirgaria hyperparasitica is the source of this 1686-nucleotide messenger RNA. RefSeq names its product HNRNP arginine N-methyltransferase. Gene Ontology annotation, cellular component: nucleus. Gene Ontology annotation, molecular function: protein-arginine N-methyltransferase activity. The coding region runs from base 1 to 1686 and encodes 561 amino acids. Gene Ontology annotation, biological process: peptidyl-arginine methylation. The transcript has 4 exons. The record is from RefSeq and is a predicted model, not a curated record. NCBI's taxonomy places the organism in Eukaryota, Fungi, Ascomycota, Dothideomycetes, Acrospermales, Acrospermaceae.
AUGGCAGCGUUGACACCCUCUGAGUCCGACUCUUCAUCAACGGAUCCGCGGGAAGAUGAAGAGAGCGAGGGCUACGAAGAUGUCGAGCCAGAUAAUGAAGACAUCGAAGUCAUCGGGCUUUUCGACAACCAAACUUAUCCUGAUGCCAAGACUAUGCUGAACACUUGCAAAGACAAGUUUGGAUUUGACUUUGCAGGCACCCAAAAAUCUUUGGACACGCUGGGAUCCGAUGGUCAGCUAAUUGCCGCAGGCCUUGACUUCUACGACAGUAUCAAGCUGGUAAACUUUAUCAGAAGUGAGGUGAAGAAAGGUAAUUUGAAGCCAGAUGCCUCGACGAAAGACCGGUUCUCCGGCGAGGAGUACCUCCAGCCAGUUUUGGAGAACGAUACUUUACUGUUUUCUUUAGACGACUUGCCCGCUGCAGAUGGAAGCGAUAGUAGUGGAUCUCUGAGCGCUACCAAAUCCGGAGAUGAUGUUGUAUUGAGAGUCCAAGAGCUCGAGGAUCAGUUGAACCGCCUUGGUCUGGAGUACCAAGAAUACCGCACUAUGGUAGCGAAGACCCUGGACGACAGGUGGAAUUCUGACGCUCCUGGCCUAGCAUCGCAGGUCAAGAAUACAGAAAAGUCGAAGACUGAGGAGGAAGAUAAGGGAUACUUCGCUUCGUACGGACAGAAUGAUAUACAUGAAACGAUGAUCAAGGACAAAGUACGAACGGAGGCUUACAGGGAUUUCAUAUAUAAACACAAGCAUAUUUUCGAGGGAAAAGUCGUCCUUGAUAUUGGUUGUGGUAGUGGUAUCUUAUCCCUUUUCUGUGCCAAGGCUGGUGCAGCGAAAGUCAUAGCUGUGGACAACUCCAACAUCAUUGAGAAGACGAGACUGGUUGUCCACGCAAGUGCAUUUGACGACAAGAUUACUUGCGUCCGUGGUAAAAUCGAAGAAGUUACGCUUCCCGUGUCUAAAGUGGACAUCAUUGUCUCUGAAUGGAUGGGCUACGCGUUGCUUUAUGAAGCUAUGCUUGACUCUGUUCUAUGGGCAAGAGAUAAAUACUUGAAGCCUGACGGGCUGAUGGUGCCUUCCCACUGUACGUUGCACAUUGCGCCAGUGGUAGAAGACGUUGUUCUCAAGGAGAAGAUGAAGUUCUGGCGUCAAGUGUACGAUUUUGAUCUGACGCCUAUGAUGAACGUGGAAGGCACUGCAAGACCGGUCGUCGAGAUAAUGUACCAUGAGCCCAAAGAGAUUGGCGCUCGAUCAUACGAGUUCCUACAAUUACCACUACAUACCAUCACGGCCUCCGAACUGUCAUUUGUCAAGGAGUUCAGGCUUGAGAUAGACCAAGAUAUCGAUAGCCUGGGCGGCUGGCUGAUCUGGUUUGAUGCAUUUUUCUUGGAAUCAAGGAACGAGGAGCUUCCUCGCGAUGCCCGCGCAGCCACUUGGACGAGUGAAGGACGCAGAGGCGUUGCAUUUACGACUGGACCAGAGGGGACUAAGACUCAUUGGGAGUGCGCCUUUCUGUCCACUCAGGCUAAGAAAAUGCCUGGAAUUGUCAAAGGCGGCGUCGUUUCCGGUGUUGUAGAGUACAGGAAGCCGAAUCCAGACUCAAGAAGCCUGGAUAUUCGAAUCCGCUGGAAUGCUGGCAAGGAUGGGGGUGAGGCCGAGAUGGUGUGGACGAUGGGGAUUGAUGGCUAA